Molecule: messenger RNA, 1257 nt
Organism: Phaeoacremonium minimum UCRPA7
Lineage: Eukaryota; Fungi; Ascomycota; Sordariomycetes; Togniniales; Togniniaceae
Product: putative cop9 signalosome complex subunit 4 protein
Exons: 2
Coding region: 1-1257 (418 amino acids)
Cellular component (GO): COP9 signalosome; cytosol
Source: RefSeq, a predicted model, not a curated record
AUGGCUUCACCCAAGGUGAACGAGGCCCUAGCCCAAAUCGGCCCCGACGACGGCCCGGCGUACGAGGCCCUGCUGUCCAAUAUCAAGAACCUGUCGACCCCUGCCACCAUCACCCAGGACCUCAAAGCCAUCGUAGAUGCCUCCUUUGCAGCAUCUCUCGGCAUCGUCUCCACCCGUGCCGUUCUCACCACCUUCAUCAGCACACUCAAAACCCUCGCAAACGACGAUCUCUGGAUUGCCGUCGGCACGCACGCCCUCGACAUCCUCAACAGCUCCCCCCAGGCCUCCUCCAGCUUCUUAGACCAGGCGGCGACGCUCCGCGAGCUCAUCGCCGAGGGCCACGAGCACAACGAGGACUUCCUCGACGCCGCCAAGAUCCUCGCCGAGAUCCCGCUCGACAGCUCCCAGCGCCGCGUGUCCGACGACGAGAAGGUGCGCGUGUGGAUCCGCAUCGUGCGCAACUUCCUCGAGGUCGACGACUCCACCUCCGCCGAGACCUACCUGAACAAGCUCAAGAAUGUCAUCUUCAACGUCACCGACCCGGCCCUCAACCUCCACUUCAAGCUGUCCCAGGCGCGCAUCAACGACGCCAAGCGCUCGUUUCUCGCCGCCUCGCAGUCCUACCACGACAUCAGCUACAGCACGGCCAUCUCCGAGGACGAGCGUCUGCACACGCUGAGCAUGGCCAUCAAGUGUGCCAUCUUAGCACCAGCGGGACCGAACCGGAGCAGGGCGCUGGGGCGGCUGUACAAGGAUGAGCGAGCAGCCGGCCUGGAAGAGUUUGGCAUCCUCGAGAAGAUGUUCCUCGACAGGCUGCUGGCGCCCGCCGAGGUGGACAAGUUCGCGCAGGGCUUGGCGCCCCAUCAGCUGGCUCUCACGGCCGACGGCACGACUGUGCUGGCGAAAGCGGUCGUGGAGCACAACCUCCUUGGCGCUAGUCGUCUCUACACGAAUAUCGACUUUGACCGUCUGGGGGUCCUGCUUGGCUUGGACGGCGACAAGGCGGAGGAGACAACUGCGUUGAUGAUUGAGCAGGGGCGGCUUGUUGGACGCAUCGAUCAGAUCGAUCGAGUGAUCUGGUUCGAGGGUGGGGAGGCAUCAGGAGAGAAGGGCAGUGGACGGGCAGAGGUCGUGGUAGGCAAGGAGAUGCGCAGAUGGGACGCGAAUGUCCAGUCUCUUGCAGAGGAGGUGGAGAACGUGACCAACGCUCUGCAGAAAGAGUUUCCGGAAUUUGUGGCUGUACACCUGGUCGUUUAA